This is a messenger RNA of Aureobasidium subglaciale EXF-2481, 2350 nucleotides long. RefSeq lists its product as uncharacterized. Bases 485 to 2131 code for a protein of 548 amino acids. The record is from RefSeq and is a predicted model, not a curated record. Gene Ontology annotation, molecular function: transmembrane transporter activity. NCBI's taxonomy places the organism in Eukaryota, Fungi, Ascomycota, Dothideomycetes, Dothideales, Saccotheciaceae. The transcript has 3 exons. Gene Ontology annotation, biological process: transmembrane transport.
CGCUAGCCCUAAGAUAAAGGCGUGGUCUUCCUCGACCUCCGAAUUCGCAUACAUAGCAAUCGAGAAUUUGGACUCCCCCCGAUCGAUGAAAGCUGAACGGGCAUGGAAAUGAAGCAUCAAGUAACGAAAACUCGCCUCCGCAAAAGACUAUGCCUCUUGAGGCGAAUUCGCUGCUUUCUUGGUCCUGUUUAGCGCGGCGCGGCUUCUGCCCGAAGAUAGCGGCCUUCGUCUAGCCAAUCAGCAAAGGUUUUUAUUAGUUCGAGUCGAGCCGAUCAGCGCUACAUACAAAAGAUCUUUCUCCUUUGCCAACAUCUCUCCCACGUCGCCUCUCUUCAGCUUCUCACCAACGACAUCAUCCUUAUACGGUCUGCCUCUGAUUGGAGACUGGUCGUCAAGCGUGUACCUCGGAACAGAUCUCUAUAUUUUCAACAAGCCUAGCGAUCUGUUCAAAGCCUUCAAAGAUUGUAAGACAUUAUCCGCCCUCAUGUCUCUUCCUCAGAGACAGCGUCGGGACUACAACAAAUUUCCCACUACUCAGCUUUUCUUCUUGGCUCUCGUGAGGGUCGCCGAGCCCAUAGCCCUUACAUCGAUUUUCCCUUACGCCUGGAAACUCGUAAUCGACUUCAACGUAACUGAUCGCGCAAAUGCAUCCUUCUAUGCCGGUCUGCUGAUCUCAGCCUUCGCUCUUGCUGAAUCUUUGACAGGACUAUAUUGGGGAGGUCUCUCGGACCGCAUCGGGCGCAAGCCUGUGUUGCUCUUGGGAAGUGCCGGAACCAUGCUCUCACUCCUUUUGGUCGGAGUUUCAACCAAUUUCUGGAUGGCUUUGGCUGGACGAGCAAUUGGCGGCUUCCUCAACGGAAACAUCGGUGUCAUUCAGACCAUGGUCGGAGAACUUACUGUCAACCCCAAGCAUGAGCCUCGCGCAUACUCGGUCAUGCCAUUUGUCUGGAGCAUAGGCACAAUCAUUGGUCCAUCCAUCGGCGGUAUCUUCUCAGCUCCAGCGGAUAACUUCCCGGAUGUGUUCUCACCGCAUGGAAUUUUCGCCAAAUUCCCCUAUCUGCUUCCCAACCUCAUUUGCGCAGCCUUGAUGAUGUUUUCAAUUGUCUGCGGAUUCUUCUUCCUCGAGGAAACUCACCCCGACAUGCAGCCCUGGAGCACAGUAGACGAUCUCCAACACACCGAAGCCGAAACUCCACUUUUCGCUGCUCAGGCCGGUACGACAACAGCCGCGGUCGACUUGCGCAAUGAAUCUUACGGUACCUUCAACAAGGUCGUCCAAGAUCAAGAGUGGAAUGUUUUGCCCGAUGGAACGGAUGCGCCAAAGGAAGCAGAGCCCCAGGAUCAAGUUGUCUUCACGAAGCGUGUGGUCAUGUUGAUCAUUGCACUCGGCAUCUUCACCUAUCACUCCAUGUCUUAUGAUCAUUUGUUGCCCAUCUUUUUCCAGGACUCUCGUGUUGAAAGCAGAGCACAUGGAAACAAGCUAAGUUCAAUGGCGGGUGGUCUCGGUUUGACGAUUCAAGAUGUAGGUGUCGUCAUGUCUGUCAACGGCAUUAUCGCGCUGGGUGUUCAAGCCAUUAUUUUCCCUUUGGCAGCAGCAUGGCUGGGUGUUUGGAAGUUGUUCAUUGUCACCACAGUCUUGCACCCUCUCGCUUACGUCGUGGUUCCUUACUUGGUUCUCCUGCCUGAUGGAUGGCUCUAUCCUGGCAUCUACGCCUGCCUGACGAUUCGCAAUAUCUUCGCCAUUCUUGUUUAUCCGGUCCUUCUGAUCUUGCUCAAGGAGGCUUCACCUUCGCCUUCAUGCUUGGGUAAGAUCAAUGGCUUGGCUGCUAGCACUGGUGCAGCGUGCCGCACUCUCGCAUCGCCCAUCGCAGGUAUCCUCUAUGGCAUUGGUAUCGAUAUCGACUUUACCGCUCUGGCAUGGUGGGUUAGCGGCGCCGUUGCCAUCAUCGGUGCUAUUCAGUGCUUCUUCGUUCAUCGCAACAAGAGUAGUGAAUGGCAUCAAGUUCGUGCUCGUGCACCUUGCCGCUUCAUGCCACCUGAGGAGCACAGACAGGAUAUUGUUCACAUUGUUGUACAAGACGAGGAAGAGGAGGGAGCUGAAGCUAAUGAGCAGCAGAGGCUGUUGGCAUAGGCUAUAAUGACUUAUGAGUCAGUCGAAAUCUAACGUGUACAAUGGAUGUUAUUUGCAUAUAUCAUUUCCAUAGCAUUUAGCGGCUUUUAGGGUUCUUUUGGUGUUGUAUAUGUAUGUCUCCCUUUCAUAGCGAGCGUGGCGUUUUGGGCCGAUAUUUAGGUUAGACUAUAGGUGUUAAAUGAUGACCUCUCCUUCGAACGCCCUUCUAUACAUAAAACG